AUGCAUGGAUUCUCCACUGUUGAUGGGUUUGUGGAGAUAAGUGAAUGCUUGGCAGAGAUGAUUAAAUACGUGGCGAAUGAACCAUCUGCUGGUCUUUUCUUCAUCCAACAGCAUACUCAAAAUGCAGUUCCCAAUGUCAUUAAGCUUAAGAACAAGGUUAUUGAAAAGUCUCAUGAAACGCGUUUGCACACAGAAGAUUUGGAGGACUCUAUCACAAUGGUGAAAUCAAUGAAAGAGUGUGGAUUCCCAAUAAUUGAUGAGAUGAUUGGAGACAUUAAAAAAACUUUGGCUACUAUGACAUCAAAGCAACCAAAACGAGUGCUACCGAGUCUGCCAGCAUCAAAUCUUCAGUCAGAAAGACCUAGUUUUUGGAGUAAUUCUGCAGUUGAUCCCCAAGAGGGAAGUGAAAAAAGGGGCAACUAUUUUUCUAGUGUUUUUAAAUUUUCAAAGCAGAAGGAAAGCAGUCUCAAGUGGCCGCAACAUGAUUCUACAGGAUCAAUCAAUCCCAAGACUGAGAAGGCAGAGCUGUACCCUAAUGAGCCUUUGUCUGUCACAUAUGCAAGCAGUUGUACAUCUUCAGACAAGUUGCCAAUGCCAAGAGACGUUGAAUAUGAAUCUCUGCCGGAACAGAGUGAUAUUGGGAUUAAGUUAUUGUCAGUAACAGAAAAAUAUGAUGACUUCAAAGCUAGUAAACAAGCUAAGCUGGAGGAGUGGCUGGAAGGAACAAAUAACCAUGAUUGUCGGACAAGUGAUGAAAAUAGGCCUUAG
Messenger RNA from Lathyrus sativus (Indian pea), 768 nucleotides. Lineage: Eukaryota; Viridiplantae; Streptophyta; Magnoliopsida; Fabales; Fabaceae. The record is from the annotation of a GenBank genome assembly.